Messenger RNA from Heterostelium album PN500, 8865 nucleotides. RefSeq lists its product as uncharacterized. NCBI's taxonomy places the organism in Eukaryota, Evosea, Eumycetozoa, Acytosteliales, Acytosteliaceae. Gene Ontology annotation, biological process: small GTPase-mediated signal transduction; chemotaxis; seryl-tRNA aminoacylation. Bases 1 to 8865 code for a protein of 2954 amino acids. Gene Ontology annotation, molecular function: ATP binding; guanyl-nucleotide exchange factor activity; protein binding. The record is from RefSeq and is a predicted model, not a curated record. The transcript has 17 exons.
AUGUCAGCUCCACCAUCUUAUAAUAUUGGUGGUGGUUCACCUUUAAAUGGCGAUGCUUUAAUGAAACCAAGUUCAUCACCUUCAAGAUCAAUGUUAUUAAAUGAUUCAGUUAGUAAUAAUAGAUCAUCACCGUCUUUGAAUUCAGUGAAUGGUCAACAUGCCAAUAAUAAUAGUAGCAGUAGUAUGAGUAGUAGCGAGAUGGGAAAGAAGACGUUGAAGAGUAAUGUCGUAAAGAGUUUGUUAAAUAGAUCGAGUUCUGGAUCGAAUCUUAUGAGUCGACGUCAGUUCUCGGGCUCGACGUCGUCGUUCAACUCGGGCAGUCUUGGCAAUAGCGGUUAUAUAGCGGACGAUGCUUCAGAGUCAUCGCUCGACUCACCAAAGUCAUCGCGUAGACUCCACGGUGGCUCGAUGACAGAGAACGACGUCGAUAAAUCACUCUGGACCAUACGUGCACUCAAGGAGAACCCAGAGAUCGCCGACAUCUACGAGCGUAUCAAACCGAUCCACCGUUGUAUAUCACUCGGUCAACACUAUGCCUACGAAGAAACACUACUCAAAGACGAUCCACUCAUCGGUGGCGACACCAUGUUACAACUGAUCCUUCAACAUCUACAAUACGAAGGUCUUUUAAGCUCUAGGAAAUCAUUAGAGAGUGAAUCAAAUGUUAAAUAUCCAGACUAUGCAUUCAAUGAAAGUCGUUUAGUAACAUUAAUUAGAACAGCAUUAAAAGAUUCUGAAAGAAUUUAUAGUUUGACUUUGGAUGAGAGACAAAAGGAUUCUCAACAACUCUUGGAAGAACAUUUAGCAUUGAUGGGUCUACUUUAUGAAGAAAUAAAUGAUUCUUCAGAAGAUGUAAAUAUUUAUGAUGAACCAGAAGACUCUAAUAUUAUUUAUUCGGAGGAAAAAGAGACAAAAGGAGAUUCAGGUUCGUCAGCAACACAAUCCAGUACUUCGACCGGUAGUUUGGCAAACUCGACGGCAUCACUCACUAGCGGUGCGAAUACAUCGAGUUCUUCACUGCCUUCGAGUCCCUCGCUUAUGAAUAACAAUAGUAACAACAGUUUGAGUAGUAGCAGUAAUAUGAGUAGUGGCGGUGCAGCCGGUAUCAAUGGAAAUAACAGCAGCGGCAACAACAGCGGAAGCGGCAGCAGUAGUAGUAAUAGUAUCAUUCACAACGCCAGAGAAACUACUACAGAAAUUGAUACAGCGUUAUCAGGUGCCACAGAAACCAGGUCAGUCCGAAGAGGAGUGGAAAAAGAUUGCCAUCCCCAUUCAGCUGCGUGUAGUCAACGUACUAAAGACAUGGAUCAACCAAUCAUUUUCGGAAUUCAACGACAAACUCAUUCAAAACAUCAAAUCAUUUUUGGAGAUACUCAAACACGACAAUCCAUCUUUAGCCAAUCGUAUUUUACAAACAUUAAACAGCAAGGUAAGAGAGAGAUAAAGAUAAAGAUAAAGAUAAAUAUAUAUAUAAUCAAAGGUAUUGGUGUCGAAGAUGAAGACGACGAUAAGAAAUCAAAGGUGGUAUUUACUACCGCUGCACCAGAGCCAAAGGUACCAAAGAAUAUUUGGUCACAGAAUCUAGAUAUUUUCGAUGUUGAGGAGGAAGAGGUUGCCAGACAAUUGACGCUGAUUGAUUUUGAGAUAUUUUCAUCGAUUAAACCAUCGGAACUCUUGAAUCAGUCGUGGAACAAACCAAAGCUUCGUCACCGUUCACCAAAUGUUUUGACACUGAUUACGCGUUUCAAUGAGAUCUCAUCGUGGACGGCAUCGCUGAUCCUCAGCAACGACAAGGUCAAGGAUCGUGCCAGAAACAUGGCAAAGAUCAUCAAGAUCGCAGAGUAUCUCAUGCGUCCACUCAACAAUUUCAAUACAUCGAUGGCCAUUCUCUCUGGUCUGAACGCUGCCUCUGUACACAGACUUCGUUUCACCAAAGAGGAAAUGCCAAAGCACAUCCAACAGAUCUGGGCAGACCUUCAAGCACAACUAAGCAGCAAUCAAUCCUACAAAGUCUAUCGUGAUCUACUCUCCAAAGCCAACCCACCUUGUUUACCAUAUCUAGGUGUUUGUUUAACAGAUCUUACUUUUAUUGAAGACGGUAAUCCCGAUCAAAUUAAAGGAUUUAUCAAUUUCAGUAAGAGAAAGUUAAUUUAUAAUGCCAUCUCAACCGUUCAGAGUUUCCAAAAUACAAGAUACAAUUUGCAUCCAGUUUAUCAGAUCUCUAAACUCUUGAGAAAUCUGAAACCAAGAUUGGAUGAAGAUGAUUUGUAUCGUAGAUCGUUAUGUACUAAAUCAAAUCAAUCACAACAACAACAACAACAACAACCACAUCAAUCAUCGAUAUGGCAACAAUUAAAACCGACUGUCAACUUUCAAUAUAUAAAAGAUAAUCAAGUAGAGUUACAAGAGAAUGCUAAAAAGAGAAAUACACUUGUAGAUAUUCAAUCGAUCGUCGCUAAAUACGAUGAGUAUCGUGUGGUGAAGCGUGAGAUCGAUGCUGUGCGAAAACAAAAGAAUGACGUUGCUGCAGCGGUCAAACAAAAGUCAUUGUCAAAAGAGGAGAGACAAGCGUUGAUCGAUCAAGGAAAGCAAGUUAAAGAUAGGUUGGCGGAGAUGGAGAUCAGUCACGACACACUCUUCAAUGAGUUGACAUCUGAGGCGCUAAAGAUUCCAAACAACACACAUCCAGACUCACCGAUUGGACCUGAGGAUAAAGCUGUCACCGUUUUGAACGUCGGUAAGAUACCAGAGUUCAACGACGGUUUCCAACCAAAGGAUCACGUGGAACUUGGAGAAUCGCUCGGACUUUUGAAACCGGCAAGUCACACCACCGGUCACAAAUACUACUAUUUCACACGUGAUGCCGCAAUGCUCGAGAUGGCGCUGAGUUACUGGGCGUUCUCAACGAUGCAGCUGAAAUAUGGAUUCACUCCUAUCAUUACACCGGAUGUGGUGCAUCCUGCACUCGCCGAGGCAUGCGGAUUUCAACCGCGAUCCGAAGCCACUCAACUCUACUGGAUGCGCGACCACGAGUUGUGUCUGACGGCGACAGCAGAGAUUCCAAUGGCCGGAAUCCAUUCGAAUUCCGUGCUCGAUCAAGCGGAACUCCCACUAAAGAUGGUCGGUUACUCACACUGCUUCCGUGCAGAGACUGGUCGUGGUGUUAUCAACAAGGGUAUCUACAGAGUGCAUCAGUUUAGCAAGGUGGAGAUGUUUGUCAUCUCGACACCAGAGCAAUCGGAAUCGAUAUUGAAAGAGUUGCUCGAUAUACAGAUAGAGAUGUUCAGCUCACUGGAACUUCCAUUCCGUGUGCUCGAUAUGCCAACGGAGGAUCUCGGUGCACCGGCCUAUCGUAAAUACGACAUUGAAGUUUGGAUACCAAGCAGAAAUGGCUACGGUGAGAUAUCGAGUGCUUCGUCUUGCACCGACUAUCAAAGUAAAAGAUUAAACAUAAAAUACAAACACAACAACAACAACAACACUGAUAAUCAAAGUUUUGCACACACCUUAAAUGCCACAGCAUGCGCAAUCCCUAGAAUCAUUUUAGCAAUUUUGGAAAACAAUCAACAACCGGAUGGAUCUGUCAUCAUACCAAAAAUAUUAAGACCACUUAUGGGUGGUAAAGAUAGAAUUUUACCUCUUUCAAAAAAUAAUAAUAAUAAUAAUAAUAAUACCAGUUCUAGUGAAAUAGUUUCAUCAGAAUAUUCAAUAAAGGAUAUCAAUAUUUUAGGAGGUCAACUGAAAAUACUUAGUGGUGAGGUUCAGUUUGACCAAGAUAUAUAUAAAUUACAAAGCUAUACUUGUUCGAAUUUCAAUUGUUCGGGAUACACUCCACCGGCAUGUCCACCAUGUGACUACACCAUUAAUAAUCCUCUUGGAUGUGGUGUCUCGAAUUGUGGUUCUUGUCAACCAUCGACAAGAGCGUGUGGUCCUAUCGAUUGGGUGCCACUCUCGGUCAACCAGUGGCAGUCAGGAUAUCUAAAGACUCUCUCAACAGAGACCAACAAUGCAUUCUACAAUUUCUAUGCAGAUCCAAACAAGUGCGUUGGCUACAAAGUAUCACUUCGUAUACACCAGGGAUCAGCACUUCUCUAUGCUUCGUUUGAAGCGUUUCAUCCCGAUUUCGAUUCUGCUUCCCGAUAUAUAUUUUCAGAGAUAUCCGAGCAGACCAUCACUUUUUGUCCAAACGAUAUGAUUAUCACAAACCAAGAAUAUACCAAUGUUUUCCCGUAUGGAACCAUUUUCAUUGCAAUCCAAUCAAGUGUAAAUACACAAGUAGAUUUAAUAUUUGAUUUAAUUAUUGAAGAGAUUGAUAAUAUUAAACAAGUUGAAACAAUAACAAAUCCUUGUAAAGAAGUAGUGAGUGGAGUUGAAUGUGUUGAAGAUGGUUUGCUAUACAAUCAGCCCGUAAGUUUCCCUGGUAAAACCUAUUCCUACACUUUUGAAGGUUGUAAAAAUAUAACUAUAUCAAGUAUGGUGGUAGAUGUAGACUUUGAUUUAUAUGUCACUAUAAAUGAUCCAAAUAUAUCAACUUCCAAUUAUUUGUAUUCUAGUACAAUUGCAUUUGACGAUAUAAUUACAAUAAAUGUUUGUACAGAAAAAGGUAAAUCAAACACAACUAUAUUUGUAUUUUUAGCAUUUUCAGAUGCAGGUAAUCCCUCUGGUUAUACCAAUUUCUUUGUUAGUUCAUAUGGAACCUACAGAUUACAUUCGAUCUCUGAUAAUCCAACACGAUCAGGAACAUGGUCAUUGGCAGCUACUUCAAGAUUAAAGAUUGAUGACCAUUGGCUUGGUUGUUACAAUUAUGAAGUUGGUUGCGAACUCUUUUUCCCAUCGUUUCCUCGUCAAUAUGGAAAUCCACUGAAUCCAACACCUGGUAUUUUCCUAACGCCAGGUCUCUCGUUGGUACAGUUUAAACAUAUAGCAGUAAACGAAACAGACAAUCCUCCAAAGCCAAACACCUACCAAUUUGCAUUGAUACUAUCAACUUUCUUCAAUGGCGCAGAGAUUGAGUUUAAUCCAAUUCCAAAGAACAUCACCCUCUUCUUUUUGGACACACUACUCUAUGCCAACGGUGAAAAGAUCAGUGAAUCAUAUACCCUUAUCACCAAUCAAACUCAACCGGCAUGCGAUUUUAAGCAAUUCAAUGUUAUCAAUAUGCAACAAGACAAUAUUCUAGACACUAUUUCCAUAACUACAAAUCCAAACUCUGUACAAUCCUACCGAUAUCUUUAUGAUAUGUUGGUUUACCGUGACAACUAUUAUGGAUGCAGUUCACUAGCACAACAGCUUAUUCAUUUUAACACGACCUACAAGAUGAUCAAUAGUACUAGAUGUCCAUUGGAAGAUAAGAAGCAGUUUGGUACCAAUCCAUGUUGUAGUUUAUCAGCAAUGUUUGGUAGCGUAUGCACACCCACUCUCCAAAACAUUUCGUACACCCAAUUCAUGAAUAUCGAUAACCCAAUGGUGGAGAGUCAAUGCCAAUUACCAGACUGCGCAGAGAGUGUGCUAACUGAUUUUGCCAACUCUAUUGUACAGAAUCAAUAUAAUCCUUGUGUAGCAGAUCCCAGAGAUGAACACAAUGCCAUGGAUAUACUAUACCAAACAAUUCAGGAUUGCCAUCGUCUUCACACCGAAGCAUUUUACUGCAUGGUCGACUCUGAUUGUCCAAAAGCCUAUGGAAACGGAUCGUUUUGUAACCCUCGUAACAACGAAUGUCAAAUGUCACCAAUUGAAAUUGACAAACACUUUAUCCAAUGUGUUCUCGACAAUACACCAAAAGAGAUUUCAUCGAUUCUAACUCUUUCGUUAAACUCCACCGAUCCACUCUAUAUCCGUGAACAAUUCAUGACAGAUCAAUGUUACUCCCAAUUCAAUGAAGUAAUGUACACAAAGAACAGUGUUACCUACACAACGUUGGAUGUCAACUACUCAUACAGAUGCUAUUAUCCACCAGCAGGAUUUGACUUUUCUGCGCCUGUCUUGUUCGAUACUUGCCUUCAAGGUGUUACCAACUAUUUCUGGAGAUCACUUGUAUUGACGCCUGAGAGUUGCACAAGUAAUGUAAGAUGCGAUUGGUUGGGAGAUCAAGGUACUCUUGCCACCCAAAAUACAUCUAUGGUCGAACAAGUCUGUGCAGAGAAUACACCUACUCAUUUCUGUGGAGACUGUAUCGACCCUAUGAUGAAUUGCUACAGUAAUCUCACAAUUACCAAUCCCACUACCUGUAACGACACCUUUGUAUGCUAUCAAAACUAUCCAGGUGUGCUCGGUGUAAAGACUAGUAGUUAUGUAAAUAUUCCAAAUGAAUAUUUCCAUCAAACCACAGAUCCUUCCCAUUGCUCAAACUAUGGAUAUUGUAAUGGAACGUGUGGAACUCAGUGUCUUGGUCAAACGACAUGCAAUAUCGUACACGAAGGUUUAUUUUUAUGUCCAAACAUUUCUGGUGUGGUGCCUCUUUCUCAAUACCUUUCCUAUGAGUAUGGAAAAACUUAUUGUAGUUACAAUAGCUCUGUAAGUCAGAGUACAUGUUCAGCUCAAGGCGGAACCUAUAUAGUAUGUUCAUCACUCACUGAACAGGAAUGCAAUACAUGUUUGGUUGGUUCACCCAAUUGUGCUUGCUAUGUAUCAAAGAUUGAAUGUCAAAAUCAACAGCAAUGUGAAGGUCCAGAUCAAGGAUACUGUUCAGAUGAAUUUUACUUUUCCAUUUCUCCACUUUAUUAUCCAAGAUACGCACCAAAGUGUGUGUAUAAUUGGACUAUCUCUCCAGACUAUCAAAACAGUUAUCCACAAUGUACGUUUGGUUACGAAAAUGCAUCACCUCUUGGUUGCUUCUCAUUCAACUACACAAUGUUGAGUGAUCCCAAUGCCUGUGUUCAGUCUGGUGGUAGUGUUUGGACUCGUUCAAAGACUAAAUCUGAAUGUCUAUCGAAAUAUGGAUGUCUUGGAUAUGAAAUGACCGACAGUUUUGCACCACCAGGCACCAAGAGAUUCAACACCAAGAAUCAACAAGAUUGUUUGGCAGCCGGUGAGGAAUGGACCAAUCUAUUUACUUGGAGUCCUUCGAAAUGGUCACCCGCCACACCAGUGCGAUUAAAGUGGUUACCUGCAUCAAAACAAGUUACCACUUUUACUCACUAUGGCUCUACUUUUAAUUUCUUGAAGUUUAUGCAAGCUCUCAUUCAAGCUACCCAACAAAGACUCUCGGAAAUUUACAGAUCAGAGUUGCUCUGUCUGAUUUCCAAUACAAAAUCGACAUUGGAAUCUAUUUCUUGUACCUGUGCUGGAGGUAGUGGUCAAUGUUUCCCAGAGCAAGAGACACCAACUACAUCCAUUAUCAAACCAUGUUCAAACUCUACUUUCCCAGUCAACCAAGAUGGUUCAAUUAGCUUUACCAAUCAAAGUAUUACCCAAAACCGUUGUGUAUCCAUUGGUAUUGGUACUAUUUUCCAAAACCAAUUCCUCUCCAAGCAGAUUCAUGCACUUUCCUCAAACUUUAUCUCGGUUCUAAGUCCAGCCGAUUUUUCAGUGUUCAAUGAGAAAUCUGCUGUUAUUGGUGUGGUGAUCUCUGAUGGUGUGACUCUCAAUUUCUUUAGUGAAGGUGUUCAAUCUUUUGAACUGUGUUUACCAACAACCAAGCACUCAUCUUCUAAAUACCCAUUGAUUGACUUUGCACGUUUGGUCGAUGAUCAAGAUGGUAUUGUUGAACCAUUUGAAUGCGAUAUUCAAAUCAAUGGAACCAAUUUUUGUUGCAAUAUCGCUAAUCCUCCAAUAGGAUCAUCUAGUUAUCUACUUAUAAGUAGAAUGGAUGAUUGGAGAUCAGAAAAGCCAAAAUUAUUUACGAAAUAUGGUGAAGGAUUGGUUUAUACACUUGCAGUUUUCUAUUUAAUUAUAUGUGCUUUUUGUUUGAUAGAACUUUUCUACUUUGGAUACAUAAGAUUAUUCGCAGAUGAACCAUUCAGAAUUGUACAUGUAUUAUUUUUAUUCUUAUUCUUAUUUACAGUUACGAGAUCAUUAUAUUUCUUUAUUCUUCCAAGUGGAAGACUAACAAGUGGUACAAAUGUUGGAGAAUAUAUUUUAGUUGUUUUACCAACAUUUUUAUAUUUUACUUCAUUCACCAUUGUGCUGGUCAUCUGGUAUAUCUUGGCUAAUAUUAAAGCAUCGUUGGCCAAUAAUUUGACAACCUUGAUCAAUCGAAUGGUUAUUGUAAUCAAUAUUAUUUUAUAUCUAUUGUUUGUUAUUAUAGUAUUGGUGUUUAAUUUCAACCAUCCUUCACGUCCAGAUACUUGUGGUGGUAGAUUGGCUGGAAAAUAUGAAAAUACCAAAGUACAAUCAGGUGUUUCUAUACUUUAUGCUGUAGUUCAAUGUGUACUUUCACUUGCCAUCGCAGUUGGAUUUAUUUACUAUGGAAAGAAAGUAUAUACUGCACUAUCAGAAGUUCAAUCUAAAUCACCAAAUAGUGGUAAACAAAAACAAAAAACAUUUUUAAUGGCAACUAUUUGUUCAAUAGGAUUCCUUAUUCAUUGUAUAUUUAUUAUCAUCUUGGUAUCAGCCAAUCCAUCCAAUAUUAUUUUCAGUUUUAUUUUAUUGUUGGCCACCGAAAUUGUACCAGUUGUUACACUUAUCAUAGCAUACAACCAAAUUUCUAUCAACAAAUCUGGUACUCGUUCUCCAGUCCACCUAACAAAAUCUACAUGGUCAAGCUCCACCCCAACUCAUCGUUCAAAUUCAACUGCAACUUCUACAAAUACAACAUUUACUGCUUCUAAUAUCCAAAGAGCUGUUGGAGAUAAAAUUGUUGUUAGUAGAUGUUGUCAUAUGGUGAAUCCAUGUGAUGUAAUGAUGUUGAAACAAAAGACAACAUAA